GAAAUUCAAAUUAUUAAUUUUCAUAAUGAUUACAUCUGCCGAAGAGUCUAUCGUUCUCAAACAAUUGGCAAAGUACAAGAACAUAAGCCAAACAAAAAAAGAUGUGAUAGACGCACUUAACAAUUAUCGAAGUCUUACGCAUCAUCUUCAAAAAUUCGUUUUCAAUGAUGGAACACAAAAGGAAUUAUUCAACUUACAGGGGACGAUACCCGUCGUUUACAAAAAUAACACUUAUCACAUUCCGAUUUGUAUUUGGCUGACCGACACUCAUCCUCAAAAUGCUCCAAUGUGCUUUGUAAAACCAACUCCAACAAUGCAAAUUAAGGUUUCUAUGUAUGUUGAUCAUAAUGGAAAGAUUUAUCUUCCAUAUUUGCAUGAUUGGCAACCGAAUUCUUCAGAUCUUUUGGGCUUAAUUCAAGUGAUGAUUGUUACAUUUGGUGACCAACCACCUGUGUAUUCGAAACCAAAAGGACAAGUUGCUCCUUAUCCAACAUCUUCAUUCAUGCCACAACCUGGUGGAGCUAAUAAUGCUAAUUCUUUCUUGCCGUAUCCAGCUGGUGGUGGUGGUGGGGGUGGAGGUGCAUUUCCAUCGUUUCCUCAAAAUAACAACUUUGGCCAAUAUCCUCCGUAUAUGCCAAAUGCUGCUGCUGCUCCAGGACCUGCACCAGGUCCCUCUGGAGGAAACACAGGUUAUCCUCCGUAUAUGAAUUUUCCACAAGUUCCUGGUUAUAGUUCGGGAUAUAAUCCAGGAAAUCCCAGUCAAACUGGUACCAUUACUGAAGAACAUAUUAAAGCAUCUCUCAUAAGUGCCGUUGAAGAUAAGCUUAGACGACGAGUUCAAGAAAAAGUUAAUCAAUGUCAAGCUGAAAUCGAAACACUUAAUCGAACAAAACAAGAACUCGUCGAAGGAAGUUCUAAAAUCGAAGCAAUUAUUUCUCGUUUGCAAAGAGAACAAACCGAAUUAAGGAAAAAUAUUCUCAUUUUACGUGAUAAAGAACAAGAAUUGGAAAAAUCCCUGGAAUCACUUGAGCAAUCCGAGGGUAUUGAUGUUGACGAAGCUGUUGUGACUACAGCUCCAUUAUACAAACAAUUACUCAAUGCAUAUGCUGAAGAAGCAGCCACGGAAGAUGCUAUUUAUUACUUAGGAGAAGCCUUGCGUAGUGGCGUUAUUGACUUGGAAGCCUUUUUAAAGCAUGUUCGUCAAUUGUCCCGCAAACAAUUCAUGCUUCGUGCAAUAAUGCAAAAGUGUAGACAAAAGGCCGGACUUGCGGGCUAGAAACAAAAAAUCAAAUCUCACAAAAGAUAUUGUCGAGAAAACAUGUUGUCUGUUGAUAGUUUGAAAGUUGAAACCAUAAACAUUAUAUUUUAAAGUAUUUAAUAUCAGUUACUAUAUAUAUCUUGAAAGAUUUUUAAGAAUCAAAAGAACAAAACACCAUAUUAUAAAUAAUAAUUAAACAAAAAAAAUUAAAAAAAAGAAUAAAAAAUGUGUUUCAAAUUUUCAAAUCGAAGAACGCAAUUUUACCUUUCACAUAAUGUGCAUCAUAAUUUACUCCUUAUUUUUAUAUAUAUUUUAUCCAGAAAUAAAGCAAUUAAGUUAAAAAUUUGUAUUCA
This is a messenger RNA of Episyrphus balteatus (marmalade hoverfly), 1611 nucleotides long. RefSeq names its product tumor susceptibility gene 101 protein (gene TSG101). Gene Ontology annotation, biological process: endosome to lysosome transport; protein modification process; protein transport. The record is from RefSeq and is a predicted model, not a curated record. NCBI's taxonomy places the organism in Eukaryota, Metazoa, Arthropoda, Insecta, Diptera, Syrphidae. The transcript has 10 exons. Gene Ontology annotation, cellular component: ESCRT I complex. Bases 26 to 1276 code for a protein of 416 amino acids. Gene Ontology annotation, molecular function: ubiquitin binding.